AUGCCUACUUUGCCAGAAGUAGUUAAAAUAGGAUAUCUGAGAUUGAAAGUGCGUCCUUUUAUACCUAACCCUCUGAGAUGCUUUCAAUGCCAACGUUUUGGGCACUCUAAGAUCGCCUGCCGCGGGACACUUACUUGCGCCCGUUGUGCAGAGAAAGGACAUGAUAGCCAGCAGUGCACCUCAUCUGAAAAGUGCGUCAACUGUGAUGGCGAACAUACUUCCUUUUCCAGAUCAUGUCCACGUUGGAGGUUGGAAAAAGAAAUUAUAACUUUGAAAACAAAAGAACAAAUUUCUUAUCCAGAAGCGAAAAGAAGAAUCGAGGCACAGACAUCUUCCCCUGGGGUCAGCUAUGCAUCAGCUGUUAAAAAAUCAUAUUGUAAAAACUGUUCAUGUAAAAAUUGUGCGCAGAUUGUUGCUGAAAAAGUUCCUCCCGCAAAAACAUCCGAAUCUGAUACAGAACCUUCCACAAACAGUGCUCCUGAAUCUCACGAUCCACCGAAACGUAAACCAAAACCAAAGCCUCCACGUGCUCUUAAAUUAAAGCUUUCGAAACACGGCCUUUCACAAGAAAUGAUUUCGGAAAAAUUUAAAUCAAAAUUGAAAAAAUCCAAUAUUCGAAAUUCGGUUGCUCUGGGACUUGCAACUACGGGGACAGUCCAAAAGGAUUUACCUACUAUUUUUGGAGGAUUGUCCAAAAGUCCCGAUUCAAUUGCUCUCCAUCCAUCCGACGAAGAGGAGGAUGACCUUGAAAUGAGUUGCGAAAUAACGCCAACUCAAACUAACGCCCUUUAUAAUUCCCACGUUAAAAAACUUUCUUAA
Messenger RNA from Argiope bruennichi, 819 nucleotides. RefSeq lists its product as uncharacterized. NCBI's taxonomy places the organism in Eukaryota, Metazoa, Arthropoda, Arachnida, Araneae, Araneidae. The transcript has a single exon. Gene Ontology annotation, molecular function: zinc ion binding; nucleic acid binding. The record is from RefSeq and is a predicted model, not a curated record. The coding region runs from base 1 to 819 and encodes 272 amino acids.